AUAUUAUCGGGUUUGGAAAAACCGACCCAGAAGAAGAACCGUAGUAGUGAACGGUGAAAGCUUUACCUUUUCCGGAAACCAGUUUGCAACUGAAUUGUCGAAAGCACAGAUUAGUAUCUGAACUAUGGAAUUGAGUUUUGAUGAGAAUGAUUUCUUGUCAUGCUGUGGAAGCACCCAAUUCGCCAAACUCAUGGCUUCAUUCUCUCCUUUCUCUUCCCACCACCAUGCCGUUUCUAUUGCCAGAGACAUUUGGUUUAACAACGUUCAUGUCAAUGCUUGGUUACAAGCUUUCUCCGCUCACCCUUCUAUUGGUCAAACUCGUUCUCCUUCUCAUGCUUCUCAAACCAGUGCUCAGUGGAGUAAGGGAGAACAAUCAACUGCUUUAGCUACUGCUACUGGUUCUAGUUUACAGGAACUAGCUGAAUGGAAUGCUCGGUAUAUGCAAAAGUUUGGGUUUGUAUUUCUCAUAUGUGCAUCUGGGAGAAGCACUGAUGAGAUACUUGCUGAACUGAAGAGACGUUACACAAACAGGCCAAUUGUUGAAUUUGAGAUUGCAGCUGAGGAACAAAUGAAAAUUACGGAACUGCGCCUCGCAAAGCUCUUUUCAAGUAGAGAAAACAUAUCUUCUACAACUGAUAAAUGUUCCACCAUUGUCGCCAAAAAGGCAGAAGAAGAUCGUAUAAGCAUUAUUGGUGGUCAUGUUAACGCUGCUUCGGAGAAUUUAUCAGGAAAAUCAACCCAAAAUCCAUCCAGAACCCGCCCACCUAUCACCACUCAUGUGUUGGAUGUUUCGCGGGGUUGUCCAGCUUCCGGUAUCGAGGUACUUUUGGAGGUGUGGAAGGGAAAUAAAGCUCGUCCGACAUUUGGGGCUGCAGAUAGUGGCAGUUGGGUGGUUCAAGGGUCUUCAACAACCAAUUUAGACGGCCGAAGCGGUCAACUGUUGAACAUAGUUGAUGAUGUGAAUCCAGGGAUAUACAGGAUAAGUUUCAACACAGGGAAGUAUAAUCCAAGUGGUUUCUUUCCAUAUGUGUCUAUUGUGUUUGAAAUCUUGGAGUCACAGAAAAAGGAGCAUUUUCAUGUUCCUCUGCUGUUUUCGCCAUUUUCAUUCAGCACUUACCGCGGAAGCUAGAAGACAUAUGAGUGAGAACUGUUGCACUAUCAAUGCAUAAUGUGUUCCUUAUGUGCUAUGAAUAUUUGCAAGUUUUCAUGAAGUGAACUUUGUGUUUGUGCCCAUUGAACAUUGGAAGGAUACCAAAUAUGAAAAGAUAAUAAGUGUAUCAAUGUUGUUUUUCUUGAUGUAUGAUAUCAGUACUAUAGGAUAAUAAUUGAGUCUUGCAAUGUUUUUUAAAUAAUUGUAUUUAUAAACUCUGUAGCACUGACACCUCUUAUCAAAGUCAUGUCACACGGAUAUCAUAUCAGCAUUUUGAUUACAUUCAA
Molecule: messenger RNA, 1437 nt
Organism: Cicer arietinum (chickpea)
Lineage: Eukaryota; Viridiplantae; Streptophyta; Magnoliopsida; Fabales; Fabaceae
Product: uric acid degradation bifunctional protein TTL
Biological process (GO): purine nucleobase metabolic process; urate catabolic process
Cellular component (GO): peroxisome
Molecular function (GO): hydroxyisourate hydrolase activity; 2-oxo-4-hydroxy-4-carboxy-5-ureidoimidazoline decarboxylase activity
Source: RefSeq, a predicted model, not a curated record